Messenger RNA from Aspergillus eucalypticola CBS 122712, 597 nucleotides. RefSeq lists its product as uncharacterized. The coding region runs from base 1 to 597 and encodes 198 amino acids. The transcript is spliced from 2 exons. The record is from RefSeq and is a predicted model, not a curated record. Lineage: Eukaryota; Fungi; Ascomycota; Eurotiomycetes; Eurotiales; Aspergillaceae.
AUGUCCCUCAUCACCCCACCACCUAUUACCAUCGAAGACCUCCACGCUUUCCAAGCAAAACACUUCCCGGGGAGCGUCAUCGCCCAAACACCACAGCUACAAACACAACAAGUGACGAAUACCAACCAGCCCGAAGAAUACCCCUCAUACAACCACGAAGCACAAUACACCUUGGAAGAAGAACAGUAUGAAUACUAUUACUACGAAGAAGAAGAAGAAGAAGAAGACCUAGGCUACUACCCCGACGGCGUGAAACGCACCCUCACGGACGAACAAAUCCGCAUAUUCAGACAUAGUGAGAUCCAUGCGUUGAGGAGGGAGAAGGAGUUGCGUGAGGAGGAGGAGGCGGAUGCUGCUGCUGCUGCUGCGGAGCGUGCCGUAGCUGCAGAUGCGGAUGCGAACGCAAAAUCAAAUGCAGCUGGUACAGAACAAGCGAGCAAGUCUCGGGCAGAAGGGAAAGGAGAUGUGGAUGUGAAGAUGGAUUAUGGGGAUGGGGAUGGGUGUGCUUCUGCUUCUGCUUCGAAUCCGACUUCGAAGGCGGCUUCUAGGCCUGUGCCGCAGUUUACGGGCAGGAGGAUCGUUUCGUAUGAUGAUUGA